Hirsutella rhossiliensis is the source of this 936-nucleotide messenger RNA. Its product is annotated as transcription factor TFIID complex subunit 8 c-term domain-containing protein. NCBI's taxonomy places the organism in Eukaryota, Fungi, Ascomycota, Sordariomycetes, Hypocreales, Ophiocordycipitaceae. Gene Ontology annotation, cellular component: transcription factor TFIID complex. Gene Ontology annotation, biological process: transcription initiation at RNA polymerase II promoter. The record is from RefSeq and is a predicted model, not a curated record. Bases 1 to 936 code for a protein of 311 amino acids. Gene Ontology annotation, molecular function: protein heterodimerization activity. The transcript has 2 exons.
AUGUCGUCGAAACGAACCCUUUCGCCCCAAGACAGCCUCGAGUCGGAACCAAAACGCCCCAGAGUCACCUCCGAGUCACCCCAGCACGCGCAACUCAAGGUCCACGGCGGGCUAGACGACGAAGCUGCCGCCGUCGAGUCUCUCACGCCCACCUAUCGCCAUCUCGCCCGCUGCGGGAUCCAACGGUCCAUAGCCCUCGUCCUCAAGCACGAUGGCUUCUCGUCGGCGACUCCCGAAGCCAUGGAGAGUUUCACCAGCCUGGUCGAGUCAUACCUCGAGUCCAUCAUCCUCGAGACCAAGAGAGUCGCCCUGGCCGCUCGCCGCGAGCACCCCAUCCCCACGGAUUUCGAGCUCAUGCUGCGAUACCACAACCUCUCCACCUCGUCGCUCAAACCCCAACUUAAAAACCCAAUAGCCAGGGAAGAGCUCGCCCCCAGGUACACCAACAUCGUCGCCACAGACCCCGAUGCCCUCAGGAUGCUCCCCCUGCUCAGCUCCGAACUCAGUGGCCAGGCAGACAAGGAUGCCAAGCAGUUUAUACCCACCUCGUUCCCCGAUUUUCCCAGUCAGCACACCUACAUGUGCACUCUCCAGGAGGAUACCACCUCCCGCGACUCCCAGAAGAUCCGCGAGGAGGCGGCCCGGACCGCCCAGCAAGGGGAAGACGCGCUCAGAAGGCUGGUUCGCGCCUCCAAGAUGCGCAAGCAAAAGGAGGUCAAGUCCUUGGUGGAGCGGGACACGCAGGGCAAAGAGCGCUUCAGGCUCUGGGAGACGACCAUGAGGCGCUUCAUGGGCUCCGACGGACGUGGCGACAAUGCGAGCCUGGUGGAUAUUGCCGAUCACAGCAUGAUUGUCAACGGAGACGCCAUGUUCUCCCGCAAGGAGGUGUCCCGGCUUGGAAAGCGCUCAGCCGACCUGUCUGUAAACGGGACGUAG